This is a messenger RNA of Pichia membranifaciens NRRL Y-2026, 1185 nucleotides long. RefSeq lists its product as hypothetical. The transcript has a single exon. The record is from RefSeq and is a predicted model, not a curated record. Gene Ontology annotation, molecular function: L-histidinol-phosphate:2-oxoglutarate transaminase activity; pyridoxal phosphate binding. Lineage: Eukaryota; Fungi; Ascomycota; Pichiomycetes; Pichiales; Pichiaceae. The coding region runs from base 1 to 1185 and encodes 394 amino acids. Gene Ontology annotation, biological process: L-histidine biosynthetic process.
AUGCCUUUUGACAUCAGCAAAAUUGCGAGAUCCAACAUCCUCUCUUUGGAGCCAUACCGUUGUGCGAGAGAUGAUUUCAACGAAGGUAUCUUGUUGGACGCCAACGAGAACACCCACGGUCCCUCUUUUGUUGACAUGAGCGAAGCGGAAAGGCAAUUGGACUUGAACAGAUACCCUGAUCCACACCAGGGGGUUUUGAAGAGUCAGCUUUGCGCAUUCAGAAAUAGCGAACGUUCGGAUGUGGAGGAAUCCAAGAAAUUGCAGGUUGAAAACCUCUGCCUUGGUGUUGGUUCUGACGAGUCGAUCGAUGCGUUGAUGAGAGGCUUCGUCGAGCCUGGAAAGGAGAAGAUGAUGAUAUGUCCUCCAACAUACGGCAUGUACUCGAUCUGCGGUGUUGUCAACAACGUCGACAUUGUGAAAGUUCCGCUAGAGUUAGAGACUUUCAACAUUGUUCCUCAGAACAUCCUAUCUGCGUUGAAGACCGACAGCACAAUCAAGUUGGUGUACAUCACCUCUCCCGGAAACCCUACUGCGAAGAUGGUCGACGAGAAGCUGUUGCUGGAGUUGCUCCAGGGCGUCGAAGAGAACUCUCUGAACGUGCUGGUUGUUGUCGACGAGGCAUACGUCGACUUUGCGCCUGUUGGCAGCUCCAUCAGCACAUUGGUCAACGAGCACCCAAAUCUUGUUGUUCUACAGACCUUGUCGAAGGCGUUUGCGUUGGCUGGGAUCAGACUGGGGAUAACCUACGCCAACAGGGAGAUCUCCCGGCUGCUGAACGCAAUAAAGUACCCAUACAACAUCAGCAACUUGACCAGCGAUGUCGCCAUCAGAGCCACCAGGCCUGCGAGCUUGGCGGACGCGAGAGUGAAGAUCGGCAAGAUUGUCGAACAGAGAGGCCUUGUGUUGGACAAGCUCUUGAGUCUGAAGUACGUUGGGAGAAACCGUGGCGGGCUCGACUCGAACUUCAUUCUCAUUGAGAUCCUCAACAAGGACCUGCAGCCGGACAACGACGUUGCCAACAAGCUCUACCUCACGCUCGCCACGCAGAGGAAGAUCGUCGUCCGGUUUAGAGGCAAGGAGCUCGGGUGUACUGGGUGUCUCCGGCUCUCCAUCGGCACUGCUGCCGAGAACGCUGUUCUUGUGGAGCAGUUCGAGCAGGUCCUCACCCAGAUCGUGGAGGCCUAG